CUGCUCGGCGCCGCGGUGGACACGUGCGUAGUCGGGCUGACACACGGAGCCUUUUCUGGAGGUCCGACGCGGCCAGGCCCCUCAGGUGGGGUGAUUGUGGACUGAGACGCUUUCGGGCCGAGAGUAUGUAAUCGCCUUGUGUCGGUGCAGAGAACUGUGCUUCGUUGAGGAAAGAGGAGAUCUCGACUCGUUCUCCGGCUACUCGCCAGGCGAGUUUCGCGGCGGCGGCGGCACCAGGGUUGCGCCCGCCCGCGGGGAGGUCGCUACAUCCAGCCGGGGAAGCUGCGAGAGAGCGUGCGCCGGGCAGCAGUAGUCUGCGGAGGUGAGGGAGAGUUAGACCGAUCCCCGUGGCGCGAGGGAGCGGGCUGGGAGCCCGGGAGGAGGCUAGCGGCGGCCGCGAACGAUCGGAGCGCGCCCCCCGCCCGCCCCAGCGGCGCAACGCCCGGCAGCGUCUGGACGUCAUGGAGAAGGACGGCCUGAGUCGAGCGGACCAGCAGUAUGAGUGCGUGGCGGAGAUCGGGGAGGGCGCCUAUGGAAAGGUGUUCAAGGCCCGGGACCUGAAGAACGGAGGCCGUUUCGUGGCGCUGAAACGCGUGCGGGUGCAGACCGGCGAGGAGGGCAUGCCGCUCUCCACCAUCCGCGAGGUGGCGGUGCUGAGGCACCUGGAGACCUUCGAGCACCCCAAUGUGGUCAGGUUGUUUGAUGUGUGCACAGUGUCACGCACAGACAGAGAGACCAAACUAACAUUAGUGUUUGAACAUGUUGAUCAAGACUUGACAACUUAUUUGGAUAAAGUUCCAGAGCCUGGAGUGCCCACUGAAACCAUAAAGGAUAUGAUGUUUCAGCUUCUCCGAGGUCUGGACUUUCUUCAUUCUCAUCGAGUAGUACAUCGUGAUCUAAAACCACAGAAUAUUCUGGUGACCAGCAGUGGACAAAUAAAACUGGCUGACUUUGGCCUUGCCCGAAUCUACAGUUUUCAGAUGGCUCUUACCUCAGUGGUCGUCACGCUGUGGUACAGAGCACCAGAAGUCUUGCUUCAGUCCAGCUAUGCCACCCCGGUGGAUCUCUGGAGUGUUGGCUGCAUAUUUGCAGAAAUGUUUCGUAGAAAGCCUCUCUUUCGCGGAAGUUCAGAUGUUGAUCAACUAGGGAAAAUCUUGGAUGUGAUUGGACUUCCAGGAGAAGAGGACUGGCCCAGAGAUGUUGCCCUUCCCAGAGAGGCUUUUCAUUCCAGAUCUCCUCAGCCAAUUGAGAACUUUGUGGCAGAUAUUGAUGAGCUAGGCAAAGACCUACUUCUGAAAUGCUUGACAUUUAAUCCUGCCAAAAGAAUAUCUGCCUAUGGUGCCCUGUCUCACCCAUACUUCCAUGACCUGGAGAGGUUCAAGGAGAACCUGGAUUCCCAUCUGCCACCCAGCCAGAACAGCUCGGAAAUUAAUACAGCCUGAGGUCUCAGCCACUGCCUUGAGCUGAUCAUCCCGAGAACCCCCUUGGUGGCUGUUGGGUCCCCCUGAGUAAGCCCUUCAGAGCUGUUGCGGAUCACUGGCUGGAAACUUCUAGCUGCCGUCUUCUGGGUGGGCUUUGCUUCUUCAAAGAAA
Molecule: messenger RNA, 1592 nt
Organism: Condylura cristata (star-nosed mole)
Lineage: Eukaryota; Metazoa; Chordata; Mammalia; Eulipotyphla; Talpidae
Gene: CDK6
Product: cyclin-dependent kinase 6
Exons: 8
Coding region: 462-1442 (326 amino acids)
Biological process (GO): protein phosphorylation; regulation of G2/M transition of mitotic cell cycle; cell dedifferentiation
Cellular component (GO): cytoplasm; nucleus; cyclin-dependent protein kinase holoenzyme complex
Molecular function (GO): cyclin-dependent protein serine/threonine kinase activity; ATP binding; cyclin binding
Source: RefSeq, a predicted model, not a curated record